Molecule: messenger RNA, 1549 nt
Organism: Oryzias latipes (Japanese medaka)
Lineage: Eukaryota; Metazoa; Chordata; Actinopteri; Beloniformes; Adrianichthyidae
Gene: c8h16orf89
Product: chromosome 8 C16orf89 homolog
Cellular component (GO): cytosol; membrane
Source: RefSeq, a predicted model, not a curated record
GCGUCACAGACGUCCCUCCCCCCGGAGAAAGGUCUGUCCUCCGCCGCUGCUCCUCGCCUGUCUCCUCCCGGAUGAAGAUGCGGGCUGCGCGGAUGCGUCUCGCCGCCGCGCUCGCGCUUUUCGUGGCGUCCGCGUGCAGCUCGCGCGCGGAGGUGAUUGAUGACGUCCUCAGCAGCCUGUCUCUUGGCGUGUCCUUCCUCGAGAGGCAGCACGAGCACAUCAACCUAGACGGGGGGGUGGGCUUCGUCCUGCUGCAGGCGGAGCUGAAAGAGGCCGUUGGGACGUGGCCUCACACCGACCCGGUCAGCUGGGCCCAGAGGACCUCCGCGGUGGCUCUGCUGAGGCGUCUGGACCAAGCGCUGGACAAGGCCUUCAUCGCCCUGAAGCGGAACGACCCCAAAUACUACAAAGAGUUUGAGCCUCUGCUGUCCUGGACCUUCUGGAAGAUUCCUCUGGAGGGGGACUCCACGGAUCCCAGUCUGGUGUAUCCCUCCACCAUCAGCGCGGAGUGUUACGACGAGCAGCUCAGCGACAAGUGUCUGACGCUGCUGCUGGGCACCUGGAAGGAGAACGGGACGCCCUGCAUCGUGACCAAACCCUGCCUGGACACCAUGACUCGCUUCGGAUGCCCCCACUACUCCCUGUCCCACCAGCUGCUCUACUUCCUGGUGGGAAGGAUGGGGGGGUGCAGCAACCUGCUGAAGGGCGACACCAGAGCCUCCAGAGCCAACGUGACGGAGCAGCAGUACCAGAACAUUUUCUGCUCCAACAUGAUGAAGACCAACCAGGACGUGGUGGCGGCCGGUUUGACCGAGCAGACGGUGGACAUCUUCACGGAGAACAUCUUGAUCUGUGGAUUGGCUGGUUUCUCAGACUUCUUCAAAGCUGAUUGGCUGCAGCACAUCCUCGGCCUGCAGGACAAGGAGGUGGGCUGCUUCGGGAGGGACCACAGCAUCCUCUCUCAGAUCAUCGGAGACGAGCUGCUGGAGCAGCUGCAGCCUCACAGGAGGGUGAAGAGGAGGGAGAAGAUUCUGCCAGAUGGAUGCUCCAGUCACAUGACGGCGGUGGCGGUGGGCGCUCUGGGAGGGUACCUGAACUUCUACCUGACGGAGCAGGACAUAACCAAGAGGCCGCUGUCCUGAGCGCGCUCGGCUGGAAUCUGUCCCGCUGGGAAACGCACAUUCACCUGAGGAGGGGGUCUCGCCUGCCGCUCCCGCUGGCCGUGUUCUCCAACGCAUGUUUUUAGUCUCCUGAAAAGCUCCGAAGCCUUUUUAUUUAAGCUCAUUUCUUUAUUAUCCUUUCAUAAAAAUAUUUUUGAAGUCAAAAAAGCUGAAAAGAUUCUCUGAGAUUCAUUCCUGAAUUUUAGAGUCUUUGAAGCUGCAUUAGAAUGCUUUUAUUUUGAAAAUACAUUCAUCUAGUAUUUACAGGUAGGGGCCAAUCAGAUCAUGUGAUUCUCCUGCAUUAAUGCUGAAUUACCUGCAGCAGAACGGAGGAGCUGCAUGAAAGUUGACAUCAUGUUAGUGGAAUAAAGAAAGCUUCUGAAACCGUC